CAUUUAUCUUUAUUAUUGAAAGUAUUGUAUUCCAGAUGUUCCCUUUUUCUCCCCAUUGACUCCCUCCACCCUGCACCUGCUCACCUCCUCCCAGGCCUUCACUGCACUAUUGUCCUGAACCCUGUUUUGUGCGGGCUGUGGGUAGGACUUGGACUCUGACCCCUGGGCAGAGAAGUAACCCAGAAAUACCUUGUGGGCCUAACAUUAAAGGCAGAGGGUAGGGCUUAGAAAGUAGUACGUUAUUCUUUAUUGGGGCGAUAGAGCCAGUUUGUGCACUUUCAACGAGGCAGCCCAGUGUGAAGCUCUUUAUAUACCAUAGCUCACACAGUCUUAUCAGAAUCUCCCCUGAGCUCCAUUUAACAGUUAAGGAAACUUGCAAGAGAGCCUAGGUGCUUGCUCAAGGUCCUUCUAGGCACCUCGAAUCAACUCUCCCCGUCCUUCCUCACCCUCUUCUUGGAGCCAGCCCUGGGACGUUAUGGGCAGAUGCCUGCUUAGGGGGCCUCAGUGGAGGUAUGAGAAGUAUGGGAAGCAGGAAGGAAGUCUGUGGAGUGGGGUUCCCAGACAGCUUUCAUCCCUCCUCUCCCCACAGAUGGAAGUGUUUCAGGCCCUGCAGCGGUUGCACAUGACCAUUUUCUCCCAGAGCUUCUCACCCUGCGGGAAGUUCCUGGCGGCGGGUAACAACUACGGGCAGAUCGCCAUCUUCAGCUUGUCCGCUGCUUUGAGCUCUGAGGCCAAAGAGGAAAGCAAGAAGCCUAUAGUGACCUUCCAAGCCCACGACGGGCCCGUCUACAGCAUGGUCUCCACGGAUCGACACCUGUUCAGCGCCGGGGACGGGGAGGUGAAGGCCUGGCUUUGGGCAGAGAUCCUCAAGAAGGGCUGCAAGGAGCUAUGGUGCCGUCAGCCCCCCUACAGGACCAGCCUGGAAGUGCCUGAGAUCAACGCUCUUCUCCUCGUCCCCAAGGAGAAUUCCCUCAUCCUGGCCGGGGGAGACUGCCAGCUGCACACGAUGGACCUGGAGACGGGGACCUUCACGCGGGCCCUCCGCGGCCACACAGACUACAUCCACUGCCUGGCCCUGCGGGAGCGGAACCCCGAGGUGCUGUCCGGCGGCGAGGAUGGAACCGUGCGGCUCUGGGAUCUUCGCACGGCCAACGAGGUCCAGACGAUUGAGGUCUACAAGCAUGAGGAGUGCUCCAGGCCCCACAACGGGCGCUGGAUCGGAUGUUUGGCGACUGACUCGGACUGGAUGGUCUGCGGAGGAGGCCCCGCCCUCACCCUCUGGCACCUCCGAUCCUCCACGCCCACCACCAUCUUCCCCCUGUGGGCUCCGCAGAAGCACGUCACCUUCUACCAGGACCUGAUCCUGUCAGCCGGCCAGGGCCCCUGCGUCAACCAGUGGCAACUGAGUGGGGAGCUGAAGGCCCAGGUGCCCGGUUCCUCCCCGGGGCUGCUAAGCCUCAGCCUCAACCAGCAGCCAGCGGCACCCGAGUGCAAGGUGGGUCCCGCCCGGGGCUGCGGGGGGCCUGGGAGGCCGGGCGUGUGGGUGGCUCAGUCGCCCCCUCUCGCCUCCAGGUGCUGACAGCGGCAGGCAACAGCUGCCGGGUGGACGUUUUCACCAAUCUGGGCUAUCGGGCCUUCUCCCUGUCCUUCUGACCUCCGGCAGCUGGCAGGGCCCGGAGCAGGGGGACCGGGAAGAGGCCCUGAGCCCACCCUCUCGGACAGGGAGAGGGCCCCUGGGCCUCAGCGAGCAGAGGUCUGAACUGUUUUCUUUUUUUUCUUUUUACAAAAUAAAAUUUCAAGUUUUUC
Pipistrellus kuhlii (Kuhl's pipistrelle) is the source of this 1806-nucleotide messenger RNA. It is a transcript of the gene THOC6, whose product is annotated as THO complex 6. The coding region runs from base 476 to 1579 and encodes 367 amino acids. Gene Ontology annotation, molecular function: protein binding. The transcript has 11 exons. Gene Ontology annotation, cellular component: transcription export complex; THO complex. Gene Ontology annotation, biological process: mRNA export from nucleus. The record is from RefSeq and is a predicted model, not a curated record. Lineage: Eukaryota; Metazoa; Chordata; Mammalia; Chiroptera; Vespertilionidae.